AUGUCUGAAAGUCCAUUACCAACUGAGGAACAGGUUGAGUUGGCUUUGCUUGAGCCUGUACCUAUUGAAAACAAAUAUGGUGAUCAAACUUCUGUCAAAAAAGAAGUUACUGCUGAAUUGAAGAAAAAUGACGGCAAGAGACGGUUGGCAUGUUCGAAUUGUAGGAAGAGACGGAAGAAGUGUGACGUGGAAUACCCAUGUGGUGGGUGUUCCAGAUUAGGAUUAGAAUGUAAUAUUAAUGAGGAAGAUUUGAGGAAGACAAGACACUCUUCAUCCCAUGUAAAGACAUUGGAGGCGCAUAUUUCUAAUCUAGAGAAGGAUAUUCAAAGAAUGGUUAGUAUUUUUUCAUCCAAUGCAUCUGAAUUUGAUCAUAAUUUGAUGCCUACUGAUAUAAUAAUAAAAUAUUUUCCACUGACAAAGAGUUCUUCUACUUCAAUGAGUAAUAGCAGUGAUGUCGCUAACAUUGCAAAAGCAAAAGAAAGUAUAAGCGUUGGCUCUAGCACGACAGAUAUCACAAGAACUGUGAAACUGGAAGAAACUGAUCCAAUUCUUAGAUCUAAAAGUGACACUGAAAUUGUCGAAAAAACAUCACUUGAUCAAACUUAUCACAAUGUUAGGAAAAAGAAGGCCUUGGUGAAAGGUAGUCUUUACCCUGAAGGCCCUGUGAGUUAUAAACCAAAAAUCAAAUCUACUAAUCUUACAAUAUCAUUUUUGGUGUCCGAGAAGAACUCUUCGGCGAAUAGUCCCAAUAUAGACAUUGGAACACAAGAGCAUCAUAGUAAUAGUUCGCUUUUCAAUGGCCUAAGCGAUUCUAAUAGUGCAACAGUAGCCAUGAAAGAAUUGAAAAAGAAUCGUAUAACUGAUUUGAAAACUAUGAUUAUCGAUAGAGCAAUGCAUCAAAAUCUAAACUUAAUGAAAAAUGAUCCAAGCAUUUUGAAAUCAUUAUCUAAUUUUUAUAAAUGGCUAUAUCCUGGCCAUUUUAUAUUCGUGCAUAGAGAAAGUUUUCUGUAUGGGUUCUUCAUGGAAGAUAAUGAUGACUAUGGAGAAUCAUACUAUUGUUCCAAAGAAUUAGUAUAUGCAAUGUGUGCUAUUGGUUCAAGAUUAUCAAAGAAAUUAGAGCAUAAAUCCGAAUACUAUUACGAGCAAUGUAAAACGUCACUGCUAAAAGCAGUCUUUGAUGAACAUAGCGUAGCCAAAAUCACCACUGUUCAAGCUUUAUUCUGCCUUGCAUUUUACGAGCUAGGAAAAGGUAAUAAUCAACUUGCCUGGUACUUUUCAGGCCUAGCCGUUAGAGUUGGCUAUGACAUGGGGUUUCAACUGGAUCCUGAAGGUUGGUACUCUGACGACACUAGCCAACCAUUGACUAGAAGUGAGCUCGAAAUUAGAUCUAGAAUUUAUUGGGGCUGUUACAUUGCGGAUCAUUUUAUUUGUUUAAUGCUCGGAAGAACAUCUACGUUGAAUGUGAGUAACUCCACGAUCCCCGAAUCUGACGAACUGCCGGAAGUGACAGGUACAGAAGAGUUUAGAUUUGAAGGUAAACAUGUGUUACAAAUUUCCCUUCCAUUGAAGAAUUUAAUUGUUUUAUCAAGAAUCGUUGAAGUGUAUACUUCUAAAAUCUUUAUCGAAACCGAAGAGACCGAUCAAAAAGUGCAAUAUUUGGCUAUCUUCAAUUCCCAAGUAGCUAACUGGAGAGAGUCCUUACCGUCAUUCCUGAACUGGUCGAAAUCGUCACUCAAUGACAUUGAGGUCUCAACAGACCCUACGCUAUCCCAUUUCUGGUAUUAUUACUAUAUUGUUGUACUGAACUUCAAUAAGCCAUUCAUCGAGGAUUGCGACGCGGCGAAAACCGUGAUAAUGGAUAUCAUAGAUGACCUGAAGACAUUAUUCAAUAACUUCUACUCGAUGUUCCACACCUUCCGCAAAAUCACGCUGUACCAACUGAAUGCGUGCCUAUUAGCGAUCAAGUGCCUGAAGAAGUUCCAAGAACUAGCUAAAGAGCAAGUGGAAUUCAAAACAUGGGACUGGGAUGAAGAGUUGAAGUUCUUCAGCAACAUCUUCUAUAAAGAAAUGUCACUAGCGUUCGACUUACCGAAGCGACUGGAAGAUGACACGAAUUUCGAGAUUGAGCAAGAAAAGCUAGCAUUGACCCAAGUCAACAAUAACAGCCACACAUAUGACUUCUCACUGAGCAACGAGAUCGACGACUACAUCAAAGAACUGUUUGAUGUCAACGAAGAGUUCAGAGACCCGAAUAUCAAUUUCACAGUCAGCUAG
Tetrapisispora phaffii CBS 4417 is the source of this 2274-nucleotide messenger RNA. RefSeq names its product Tea1p (gene TEA1). Gene Ontology annotation, biological process: DNA-templated transcription; regulation of DNA-templated transcription. Gene Ontology annotation, molecular function: zinc ion binding; DNA binding; DNA-binding transcription factor activity, RNA polymerase II-specific. NCBI's taxonomy places the organism in Eukaryota, Fungi, Ascomycota, Saccharomycetes, Saccharomycetales, Saccharomycetaceae. The coding region runs from base 1 to 2274 and encodes 757 amino acids. The record is from RefSeq and is a predicted model, not a curated record. The transcript has a single exon.